GCGAGAUUAACGGCUCCCGAGAUGGAGAGCGCUGAAUGAAAAAACUCACGAAGCUCAGAAAACCGCUUUGGUAAAUUUUCGGUUCGAGCAAAGAUGAUCGCAGCUGCCGGUGCUGGUCACUGCUGGAGCUUGAAGACUGGUUCUUCCGCUCUCCUCCUUCGUCCGCGCUCGUCCUCUUCGCCUCUCGCCAAGACGCUCCCUCCGCGUCCUCGCCUUCCGAGGAACCGCAACCCCAUCUCGUGCUCGCGCGGAGGAGACGACGAUGCUCCGGCGAGCGGCGGCGGCGGCGGCGGCGGCGGGAGCGCCGGUAGAGCGAAAGGGUCGGGGACCACCGCGAGGGCGCGGCGGCUGCUCAAGAUCCGCGAGGAGAAGCGGAGGCGCGAGCACGACCGGCUCCACAGCUACCCGGCGUGGGCCAAGGUUCUGGAGGACGCCUGCAAGGACGACACCGGGCUGCGCGCCCUUCUUGGUGAUAGCAUCGGCAACCCCGAGCUCAUGAGGAGAAGGGUUGAAGAACGAGUGAGAAAGAAGGGUCGAGAUUUUAAAAAAUCUAAGACUGGAUCGGUCCUCGCUUUCAAAGUUAGCUUUAGAGAUUUCAAUCCUGCUGAAUCUUACAUAUGGUUUGAACUCUAUGGAUCUCCAUCAGACAGGGAUGUUGAUCUAAUUGGAAGUGUUAUUCAAUCAUGGUAUGUCAUGGGGCGCCUGGGUGCCUUCAAUUCUUCUAAUAUGCAGCUGGCAAAUAUGUCAAUGGACUAUGAUCCUCUCUAUGAUGCUGACAAGGGUACAAAUGCGAUGCCAUCAUCAUUCCAUGAUAUCAGUGAUGUGGAGUUCCAGGACAACUGGGGUCGUUUUUGGGUAGACCUCGGUACCUCUGAUUACUUUGCUGUUGAUGUACUCCUAAACUGCUUGACAGUUUUAAGCUCAGAGUACUUGGGCAUUCAACAAAUCGUUUUUGGUGGUCGGCGCAUGGGUGACUGGGAAGAAGGGAUGACCAGUCCAGAGUAUGGAUAUAAGUACUUUAAGAUUUGAUUUAUGUGUGAUUAUUGUUUAAAUGAUCCAUGCUUUAUGUACAUUCUUACACCUUGGCUAGAGCACAUAGGUAAAAAGUCCUGGUUUUGGAAAGUGGAUUUUGAUUGCAAGUCAAUUGCCGACUAAGAGCAUUGGAGUUUUGUUGAAGAGUGGGGAGUCAAAUAAGUAAUAACAUGACGAUGCUGGUUCAUCUAUCCCGAAUCCCUGGUUCUUACAUGAAUAUCAUUCACUAUGGUCUUACUUUCUGAGAA
Messenger RNA from Syzygium oleosum, 1280 nucleotides. RefSeq lists its product as uncharacterized. The transcript has 8 exons. The record is from RefSeq and is a predicted model, not a curated record. Bases 94 to 1029 code for a protein of 311 amino acids. Lineage: Eukaryota; Viridiplantae; Streptophyta; Magnoliopsida; Myrtales; Myrtaceae.